GCUGUUCGCGCUGGGCAGGAGCGGCCUGUUGUAUCCAUGUUUCGGUUAUCGCUGGAUGAACUUGCCCAUCGAGCACAGCGGUGUUUGGAGAGAGAUGAUCCCCAUGCCGUAGAUCAAGUUAUAUCCCUUCAUUACGAUGCGCUAGGAUACUACAGCGGGACGCCUGAUCAACGAGGGCUAUUGCUGUGUAACCUGGGUUCUAUGCUGUCGAUCCGCUUCCAGCGCCAAGGCAAUAGCCACGACCUCGACAAGGCCAUCGCGCUUCAAAGCGAAGCGCUGGCUUUGCGCCCUGUCGGUCACCCAAAUCGUGUUUCGUUAUUAGUCAACCUUGGACUCCGUCUCUCUGAUUGCUUCGAGCACCGAGGCAAUGGGCAAGACCUGGAUAAGGCUAUCGUGCUUCUUCGUGAAGCGUUAGCUUUGUGUUUUGCCGGUCACCCAGAUCGGUACACGUCAUUGAAUAUCCUUGCUAUCAUGCUCUGGACCCGCUUCGAGCACCGAGGCAAUGUCCAAGACAUGGAUGAGGCUAUCGUGCUUCAGAGAGAAGCACUGGCUUUGCGCCCUGUUGGUCUCCCAGAUCGGUCCUGGUCAUUAAAUUACCUUGCAAUUAAACUCGUUACCCGCUUCGAGCGCCGAGGCAAUGUCCGAGACUUGGAUGAGGCUAUCGUGCUUCAGAGAGAAGCGCUGGCUUUGCGCCCUGCAGGUCUCCCGGAUCGGUCUGGGUCAUUACAUAACCUUGCAAAUCAACUCGUCACCCGCUUCAAGCGCCGAGGCAAUGUCCAAGACUUGGACGAGGCUAUCGUUCUUCGCCGCGAAACACUGGCUUUGCACCCCGUCGGUCACUCACAUCGGUCCUCAUCAUUAGAUGCUCUUGCUACUGUACUCUCUACCCGCUUCGAGCACCGAGGCAAUUACCAAGACUUGGAUGAGGCUAUCGUGCUUCAGAGGGAAGCGCUGGCUUUGCGCCGGGUCGGCCACCCAGCUCGGACCUCGUCAUUAGAUAACCUCGGCAUUGUGCUCGCCAUCCGCUUCCAGCACCGAGGGAAUGACCAAGACUUGGAUGAGGCUAUUGUGCUUCAAAAGGAAGCAUUGGCUUUGCGCCCCGUCGGUCGCCCAGAUCGGUCUGGGUCAUUAAACAACCUUGGGAACAUUCUCUCCACCCGCUUCAAGCACAGGGGCAAUGACCAAGAUUUGGAUGAGGCUAUCGUGCUUCACAGUGAAGCGCUGGCUUUGCGCCCCGUUGGUCACCCAUAUCGGUCCUCGUCAUUAGAUAACCUGGGUAAUGUGCUCUCCACCCGCUUCAAGCACCGAGGCAAUGACCGAGACUUGGAUGAGGCUAUUGUACUUCACAGCGAAGCAUUGGCUUUGCUCCCCGUCGGUCACCCAUAUCACUCCUCGUCAUUAGAUCACCUCGGUAAUGUGCUCUCUGCCCGCUUCAAGCACCGAGGCAAGGACCAAGACUUAGAUGAGGCUAUUUUGUUUCAUAAGAAAGCCCUGGCUUUGCGCCCCGUUGGUCACCCAGCUCGCUCCAUAUCAUCAAAUAGCCUUGCGAAUCGACUCUGCACCCGCUUCGAGCGCCGAGCUAAUGACCAAGACUUGGAUGAUGCUAUCAUGCUUCAUAGCGAAGUAUUGGCUUUGCACCCCGUCGGUCACCCAGAUCGGUACUCGUCAUUAAAUAACCUCGGUACUGUGCUCUCCAUCCGCUUCGAGCACCGAGGCAAUGACCAAGACUUGGAUGAGGUUAUUUUACUUCAGAGGGAAGCGCUGGCACUCUGCCCUGUCGGUCACUCAGGUCGGUCCGGGUCAUUAAACAACCUUGCAAGUCGACUCUGCACCCGCUACGGGCACCGAGGCAAUGACCAAGACUUGCAUGAGGCUAUUUUGCUUCAGAGGGAAGCACUGGUUUUGAACCCCGUCGGUCACGCAGAUCGGUCCUCGUCAUUAAAUAACCUUGCGAAUCUUCUCUCCCGCCUCGAGCACCAAGGCAAUGUCCAAGACUUGGAUGAGGCUAUUUUACUUCAGAGAGAAGCUCUGGUGUUGCGCCCAGUUGGUCAUCCAGGUCGUUCCAGGUCAUUAGGUAACCUCGCGAUUCGACUCUCCACCCGCUUUGAGCACCAAGGCAAUGACCAAGACUUAGAUGAGGCUAUUGUGCUUCAGAGGGAAGUGCUGGAUUUGCGUCCGGUCGAUCACCCAGGUCGGUCCACGUCAUUAAACAACCUUGGGAACUUUCUCUCCACCCGCUUCAAGCACCGACGCAAUGCCCAAGACCUCAACGAGUCACUAGACAAUCUCCGCUGUGCAUUGACUCCAUUGAUGCAACACGAUCCUCGUCAAUCAAGGUUCUAUUGGUCACUAGCUAACGCCUAUCUGCUGUUCCAUCAAUCAGGACUUGAUGUCAUUGGCGAAGAUACUGACAGUCUGAAUGCCGUCAUGCAUCAUCUCAAGGCAGCAGCAAAUGCUGUCUCUGGUGGUUUGCUAUUUCGCCUACAAGCAAGUCUCAGCUGGGUUGAACAUGCUGAUCACCAUGCGCAUGACACUAUACUGGAGGCUUAUGCAACUUCCAUAGAACUUCUGGACACUUACAUGUCUGCGACAGCUUCAGUGUCAUCUCGCCAUGAUACCAUGAAGCUCUUCCCGCGCACACUUGUAGUUGAUGCUGCAUCAUGUGCUCUUCAUCGCGGCAACGUGCGCCGCGCUGUAGAGUUGCUAGAACAAGGCAGGACUCUCAUCUGGACCCAGAUGGCACGAUUCCGCACGCCUCUUGAUGGCCUUCAGGAAUGCGGCGAUCAUGCAGAGGCUUUGGUGAAGAGAUUCCGAGACCUCAGCUCCCUCCUCGACAAACCUCCUGCGAAUGAUUCAGAAGGGACGCCAAGCGUUGACGUAGAAGCAGAAGCUACGCAAUACAGACGUCUAGUGAAGGACUGGAAUACAAGUGUAGAAGAGAUCCAGAAGGUCGACGGCUUCUCUCGCUUCCUGCUCCCCCCCUCAUUCUCAAAUCUCCAAGAUGCUGCUCGUGAUGGACCCAUCAUUAUUCUCCUUGCAAGUAAGUCAUCUUGCGAUGCGAUCAUUGUCUCAUACCAGGAACCUCCGGUCAGUGUGGAACUCGCUAUCAAUGUAGAAAACCUUGUGCGAUUAGCAAACGCGCUGCAACGGACGGUGAAAAACGAUGCCAGCCCUAAGGAGAAACAAGCAAAGCUGAUACAGGCUUUGAGGGAGCUGUGGGUCAAGGUGGUGCACCCUGUGGUUGAAAAGCUAGACAGCAUUGGAGAGCCAACGUCGCGAAUAUGGUGGUGCCCAACCUCAUUCUUCAACUUCCUGCCUUUGCACGCCGCUGGUGAAUAUAGGUCCGGUGGCAAGUCCCUUUCGCGGCUAUACAUUUCCUCCUACACCCCAUCGCUUACCGCGCUGAUCAAGGCUCGCAGAAGGCAUGACAGGUCCCUGACUGUGUCCUUCGCGGCCAUUGGUCAGAACCACCCACCAACACAUUCAUUUCCUUUGGAAUUUGUCGAGGCUGAACUGGACUUGGUGCAGAGUCUCUUACCCCCUUCCCCAACCGUUUCCUUCACCAAAGUCACAAGUGUUGAAUCAACAAAAUCGACCGUCCUACACACAUUGCGUAAUAACCAUUGGAUUCAUUUGGCCUGUCACGGGACACAAAACUUUGUGGAACCCUUCAAGUCGGCAUUUCUCAUGCGCGACCAACCACUUCAACUUCUAGAUAUCAGCCAUAUGGAUCUGUCUCGGCAUGAAUUUGCAUUUCUUUCGGCUUGCGAGACUGCAGUCGGCGACGCCGAAACUCCUGACGAAGUCAUUCACUUGGCGGCUGGCCUACAAUUUUCUGGGGUGAGGAGUGUCAUUGGUACAUUUUGGAAUGUUGAUGAUUGUACCGUGGAACGCUUGGUCAAAGCAUUCUACAAGAAUUUGUGCGGGGAUGGCAAGAUGAAUUCCAAAAGAGCUGCCCGAGCGCUGCACAAGGCAGUUCAGUCGUUGGCUUCUGAUAAAGACGUACCCCUGGACCAGCGCAUUGUGUUCAUGCAUAUCGGCGUAUGACCAAUUUCCAUCCAGUUGUAGUUGUACGCACAUUG
This is a messenger RNA of Suillus paluster, 4082 nucleotides long. Its product is annotated as TPR-like protein. Bases 37 to 4047 code for a protein of 1336 amino acids. NCBI's taxonomy places the organism in Eukaryota, Fungi, Basidiomycota, Agaricomycetes, Boletales, Suillaceae. The record is from RefSeq and is a predicted model, not a curated record. The transcript is spliced from 3 exons. Gene Ontology annotation, molecular function: protein binding.